Setaria italica (foxtail millet) is the source of this 883-nucleotide messenger RNA. RefSeq lists its product as uncharacterized. The record is from RefSeq and is a predicted model, not a curated record. Lineage: Eukaryota; Viridiplantae; Streptophyta; Magnoliopsida; Poales; Poaceae. The coding region runs from base 245 to 649 and encodes 134 amino acids. The transcript has a single exon.
CGCUCCCACGAUCUCUCCACACGUCAGCAGGAGCCCUUCGGGCCGUUACACGCACCCAUCCCCGCGCCGCGCGCACGACACGAUCCGUGGUUGGUUGCACGCCCCUUCUAUAUCCCUACUAUCGCGCCGGUUCCGCCACCACCUCCGUCCGCGUGUUUCCCCUUCCUUCCCUCCCUCGCUUUCCCCUCUCAUCGACCUCCCAAGCCAAGAAUCACCAGAGGGCCCGAACCAAACCAAGGCAGCCAUGUCGUACUACGGCGACCGGCGGCCGGAGUCGUCGAUCGUGGAGGCGUUCACGCUGUCGCCGCUGCCGUACCCGGUGAUCCUGAUCCUGCUCAUGGUGACGCUCCUGCUGGGGGUGUCGUGGUUCUUCACCUACGAGGACUUCAUCGAGGAGGCGGCCGAGCAGUUCAGCUGGGCGCUGCUGGCCGUGCCCAUCGCGCUCGUGCUACUCAUCCGCUGGAUCUCCUCCGUCGAGUCCUUCGACGGCUACUUCUUCGGCUUCUACCCCAGCGAGAGACGCUGGAGGCCGGGCUACGACAGCGGGCCCGCCGAGGGGAGCUCGCCAUGGGGCGUCGCCAUGCUCGUCGUGCUCCUCCUCGUGCUCGCAAGCUUCCACGAGACCAUCAGGGACAUGUGGAGGCCAUGAUGGAUGAAUCCCUCCUCAAUCCUGAUAUAUUCAUGUAUACACGUAAUUAAUUCGGUCUUUGCUCGAUCGAUUCCAUGCUUUUCUGGUGCUGCUUGAUGAUCCAUCCAUGUACAUAUAUAAUACGGAUUCUGCAACUGGCUAGAUUAUAGAGUAUGAGGAUGAUACUCGAUUAGCUGCAUGUAAGCCUGGUUCUGGUUUUCUGUUAAUCAAAAGUUCUAGUUUUGUUUAUGUUUC